Molecule: messenger RNA, 1157 nt
Organism: Linum trigynum
Lineage: Eukaryota; Viridiplantae; Streptophyta; Magnoliopsida; Malpighiales; Linaceae
Source: the annotation of a GenBank genome assembly
UAAGCAGUUGAAUCCGCCGUGAAAAGGAAGGGCGGAAAGAAGUAAGAAAGCAAGAAAGAAAGCAGAGAGAGAGAGAGAGAGCUAUCUCUCAACAACACAAAUUGUGACAACCCGCCGCACCGAUAGACAGACAGAGCAAUGGAGUGGAGUGAGUAGAAUCCACCCACCACCGCCCUCUUUCUUCCUUCCUUCCUUUUCUCUACAAAAACGCAAAACAGAAACCCCUCUCCCCUCUAUCUUUCCUAAUUCUCCCCCAGCUCGCUCGCUCGGGAUCUCCGAUCCCUAAAAAAUCAAAAAUGGCAGCGGUGACAACCUCCUCCGCCAACAUUAACAACAACAACCCCUGCGGCGGCGGCUUCUUCAACUUUCGCUCCAAUUCCACCGCCAGCAGAGGAGUCCGCCACCACCACUCCCACGCCGCCUCUUGCAGCAAGCUCGACGGCGUCGCCAUGUGGCUCGUCAACGGCGUCGCCGCCGCCUUCUUCGCCUCCUUGGACAGCUGCUCCUGCAUCCGGAUCGCCACCGUCGACGACGAUGCCGAAGACGCCAACGACGCCCCACUCAUUCUCAACGACGCCAGCAUCACCCCGCCGCCCAGGAGGAGGACCAGAGCCAAGAAGCAGGCCGCUAUGUUGUAUGCCGCUUUCUAACUAAUUCAUUUACCAAAACAAAUUUCACUUUAAGAAAAGAAAAAAAAUUUAAUGUUUUUGUUUUACUUUUUGGGGAUGAUGAUAUAUAGAUGAGCAGAAUUCUGGCGAAAAGAUGAACAGAAUUUCUGAAAAAUGUUCCGUAUAAAUUAAGCUUUAUCCGCCAUGUAAUUGUUAAUUAAUGGCGGUAUUUACAAUCUGAGAUCUUCUGUCUAACUAUACCCAAAGCACCAAUCUUUUUCUUUUCUUCUUCAUUUUCCUUGUUCUCUAUUUCUAUUAUAUUGUUGGUAGAUUAAAAUUUAAAUGUGCGGCCUAUAUGGAAUUAUUCAUGUAUGGUCAUGAUACGAUCAUACGAGACGAACAGAAAGGGCAGAAACGUCGAUGAUUCGGAUAGAUCUAAUUCUUUUUCCUGACAUCAAUUCCUAGAUCUAUAUAUAUGUUGUUGUAUAUAUGGGACAUUGUUUUUAUACAAAAUAUUUCAAUCUAAAUUAAGAAACAUAUGGAUUUCAU